Molecule: messenger RNA, 771 nt
Organism: Suillus discolor
Lineage: Eukaryota; Fungi; Basidiomycota; Agaricomycetes; Boletales; Suillaceae
Product: thiamine pyrophosphokinase
Exons: 5
Coding region: 1-771 (256 amino acids)
Biological process (GO): thiamine metabolic process; thiamine diphosphate biosynthetic process
Molecular function (GO): ATP binding; thiamine diphosphokinase activity; thiamine binding
Source: RefSeq, a predicted model, not a curated record
AUGAUCGUAGAAUGGUGCACCCAAUUCUUGGACCCGCGAGCUUCCAAAGACCUUGAUAUCCCGCGCGCACUCAUCAUUCUGAAUCAACCUUUUAGUGUUAGCCUGUUAAAGACCCUCUGGGCUGCCUCCGAAUGGCGUUCUUGCGCCGACGGCGGCGGUAAUCGUUUAUAUGAUGUCUUGGGCACGAGCGGUCACCCAGACCUUCGAAAUUCUGACAUCAAGUCUAGAUUUCUCCCUGAUAUGGUGAAGGGUGAUUUCGACUCUUUACGGGACGAUGUUAGAUUGUACUACACUUCACUGAAUGUACCAGUAAUUCACGAUUCCAACCAAGAUUCUACGGACCUCAUGAAAUGCGUGCAAGCACUUGAAGAGAAAGAACGUUUAACUGGACGGGAGUUUGAUAUUGUGAUCCUGGGAGGUCUCUCCGGAAGGUUGGAUCAGACUGUACAUACACUAUCAUACCUCCACAAGCUCCGUAAGACCCGCAAACGCGUCUUCACAGUCACCGACGAUAACGUAGGAUGGGUUCUUGAUGAGGGUGAACAUCUCAUCCACAUCAACCACGACGUAUUAGGACAAACGUGUGGGCUCCUCCCUGUCGGCAUCGACUCAACCAUCCUGACGACAACUGGGUUGAGGUGGAACCUGGACAACACGGAGUCAUCAUUUGAUGGACUUGUGUCCACGUCAAAUCAUCUCGUACCAGGACAAGACGUCACGAUCAAGACCUCCAAGCCAAUCUGGUGGUGCGCGGAGCUACGGGAACACUGA